Messenger RNA from Carassius gibelio (silver crucian carp), 1975 nucleotides. RefSeq names its product DEP domain containing 4 (gene depdc4). The coding region runs from base 77 to 1717 and encodes 546 amino acids. The record is from RefSeq and is a predicted model, not a curated record. Lineage: Eukaryota; Metazoa; Chordata; Actinopteri; Cypriniformes; Cyprinidae. Gene Ontology annotation, biological process: intracellular signal transduction. The transcript has 9 exons.
AUUCAAACGGCGCGCAGAACACGAGUUCAGUCUCACAGAGCUGCGGCUGAUCUCAGAUCAGAGCACAGUCGCACCGAUGUGUGUCACAGGAUGGGCGUGUGACGCCAUUUCCGGUGCCGUGAUGGCGGUGGAUUUGACUCCGCGCUUCAGAAGGCUGAACAGUCAAAACUGUUUUAGAGAGAAUAAACAACUGUCAGGUUUCUCUGGGCCCUUCAGGGCCACUCAGCUGUGGCAGAACAUCAUCGAGGCUCUGCGGGCGCAGGUGGAGCUCCGACCCCACAGACAGCACCUCCGCGUCCAUCACGACUGCUUCAGCGGCUCCGAAGCGGUGGAUGUAGUCCUGAGCCACCUCAUGCAGAACAUCUACUUCUGCUCCAGCGAAGUGUCCCGUCUCAAAGCCGCCAGGCUCUGCCAGGCCUUAAUGGAGUCCAGGGUGUUCGAACCCAUCGGUAUGAAGCUCUUCAGACGAGACAAGGAAAUGACCUUUGAGGACUCCAGCUGCAGCCUCUACCGCUUCCUGGAUGGAUCGACCAAACCGACCUACGCUGAGAACCAGACUCCAGACAAACAAACCGGGAAGAGGAAGACCACUGCGAGGUUUGGAGAACUGCAGACCAUCUCCAACCCCUUGGUUCUUGGAUCAUCAGACAGAAGAGUGGAGAGACUACUGAAGAAUAUAAACCUGCACCCAUCUGUGCCCUCGGAUUUAAACCGUGCUGCAAUUUCCAACAGCCUCCUCUCAAAAAAAGUGGUGCGGGACGUUUGGAGGCAGCAGGCGUUACUUCAGUUGCUACAGGUGGUGGAGAUCUCUAUGCUAGACUCUAUUCUGACCUCACCGGCCAAACUGGAGCCCCUGCGCUCGUCUCUGCGCGAGCACGGCGACCUGGUCAUCUCCAACACCUGCGUGGAUCGCGAAGUGUCCGAAAGUCUCAGCCUGCCUGAGUUGGACUCUUGGCUGAAGGCGGCAGUGGACUGUCUCGAUCUGUUCCCUGAUCAGUUCAUCGUUGUUGCCAGUGAGCAGCUCCUCCAGCAGAAUGCAGCGUCCGGGGAGGAGAAGCAUAAGAGACUGCUGUUCGACACCAUCGCCAAAUAUUACAACAGCCCCGAGAGACCUCCGCUACUGUUAGGCCGCUACACGGACAUCCAGACUGGAAUCCUGAAUCUUUUGGAUUGUGGGAGAGGUGAGGACGCCCUGAGAGCAGCUCAGCUCUGUCUACAGCUGCUGGAGUCCACAGACAGAGACCAGUUACGCAGACUGAUGGGUUUCCUGGCAGCCGCUGCGGAUAAUGAAGCUUUCAGACUGCACAAGCAGAUUGAGAACCGGGCUUUGGUUAGCAAGACGUUUGUGAAGGCGGUGAUCCAGAGUAAAGAAAUGACCCGUGUCCAGUCUGAGCGCCUGCUGCUGUUCCUCAUGGACAAUCACACGCAACUCUUUAAGACACCGUCAUCAUUAAUUGAGGCUGUGAGGAAGACACUACAAACCUUGCAGCAAGGAAGAGAUCUAGAUAAUGUAACAUUGUUCACUUUCUGCCAGCAGGUGUCGCUCCAGCAGUACGAGGACAACAAAGAUAAGGCCACUCUUGAUAGUUUAAAGCAGUUAAUGCGUCACGUCUCUCACAGCGACGGGCUGACGGUCAAACAGAAGAGACGACUGGCCAAACACUUCCGCAAACAUCACCCAGGGAUUUUCCUCCAGCACUUCUUUACUGCUUUCUAGUAAGCGAGGAACACAGGAUUAAAAAAAACAGUCGUGAACGUGUUUUAUUAAUCUGGGUUAUGGAGUCGAGUGGCUUCAUCAAUUAUAGUGAUUAGAAAUGUGUUACUAAAUUUACAGGACUGUGUUUGUAGGGAGAUGACUUCAUUUGCAAUUAGACUCUGAUUUAUUAGAAGUAUCGUAAUUGUUAGAAGUAUUAAUAUAAUCAAGAAAGCUCUGUACACUACAUAGACUUCAUCAGGUUAGUAAACAUGCUGUUUU